CACACAGAGCUCAUUUGCUGUAGUUGUACUGCUUCACUCUCUCACUGCCAUGGCCGGAGUAGCGCUGCUGUUCCCGGCUGCAGCCGUCGCGAUGGUCGCCUGCGUCGCCGCCGGUGGCGCCGGCGCGUCGGCGUCGACGCCAGCAGGCCGCGUGUUCAUCGUCGGCGGCGGGCCGAGGGGCUGGAGCCAGCCAACCCCCAGCGACGAGACGUACAACCACUGGGCCGCCAAGAACCGCUUCCACGUCGGUGACUUCCUCGAUUUCAACUACGUCAAGAACGACUCCGUGCUGCUCGUGUCGCGCGACGACUACAAGCUCUGCAACGCCAGCAGGCCGGAGCAGCGGUUCGACGCCGGCGGCGCCCUGAGGUUCCGCCUCGACCGGAACGGCGACUUCUACUUCAUCAGCGGCGCGCCGGGCCACUGCGACGCCGGCCAGAGGAUGACCCUCCGCGUCAUGUCCCAGCACGACGGCGACAAUAAGGCCGGUGGCGACGCCCCGGCUGCCGCGCCGGCCCCCGGCGACGACGAGGACGACAGUGGCGGGUCGUUCUCGUCCCGCACUCCCGGCUCCGGCUGGUCGUCGUCGUCGCCUCCGACGCAGCCUCAUGGGAAGAGCAGCGCCGCCGCCGCCGCCGUCUCGCCGUCGCGCGGUGGUGGACACCACGCCGCGAGGGUUGCCGCCGCCGCCGCCGUGCUGCUCGUCUUCGCUUGAGACGAUGCCACGUGGCACAUCGUGUGCUGCUUAAUUAACCUACGUCGUAUUAGGCUUAAUUAAUUAAUUAAUUAGCUAGGCUGGUGGUGUAAUUAGUCGUGUGCUGCUUUAACCUAUCCUAUCGUAUUAUCUAGACUCGUGAUGUAAUUUACUCGCUGUUAGUAAUGUUAAACUUGCAAUUAGUUACGUUAAUUACUUAUACGUGUUCUUGCUCAAUUUACGUACUUGUGAAAUCCGCCUUCCGAAUCUGGACAUG
Oryza brachyantha (malo sina) is the source of this 971-nucleotide messenger RNA. Its product is annotated as early nodulin-like protein 1. Bases 50 to 715 code for a protein of 221 amino acids. Gene Ontology annotation, molecular function: electron transfer activity. The record is from RefSeq and is a predicted model, not a curated record. The transcript has 2 exons. NCBI's taxonomy places the organism in Eukaryota, Viridiplantae, Streptophyta, Magnoliopsida, Poales, Poaceae. Gene Ontology annotation, cellular component: plasma membrane.